Molecule: messenger RNA, 1465 nt
Organism: Balearica regulorum gibbericeps (East African grey crowned-crane)
Lineage: Eukaryota; Metazoa; Chordata; Aves; Gruiformes; Gruidae
Source: RefSeq, a predicted model, not a curated record
UUCCACUCUUUUCUAGUGAAACGCGAUGUCCAGGAAAAUGACGAAGAAGCGGUGCAAGUCAAAGAGCAGAGCAUCCUGGAACUGGGGUCGCUUUUGGCCAAGACUGGGCAGGCAGAAGAGCUGGGAGGACUUCUGAAGUAUGUUCGACCCUUCUUGAACUCCAUCAGCAAAGCAAAGGCAGCCCGCUUAGUCCGAUCUCUGCUUGAUCUGUUCCUUGAUAUGGAGGCAGCAACAGGACAGGAGGUUGACCUGUGUUUAGAGUGUAUUGAGUGGGCCAAAUCAGAGAAGAGGACUUUCCUACGCCAGGCUCUGGAGGCGAGGUUGGUCUCUCUGUACUUCGAUACCAAGAGGUACCAAGAGGCGCUGCAGCUGGGCUCCCAGCUUCUUCGGGAAUUGAAAAAGAUGGACGACAAGGCAUUGCUGGUGGAAGUGCAGCUGUUAGAAAGUAAGACUUACCAUGCCCUGAGCAAUCUGCCAAAAGCAAGAGCAGCCUUAACCUCUGCACGGACUACAGCCAACGCAAUCUACUGUCCACCUAAGCUGCAAGCAGCGUUAGACAUGCAGUCAGGUAUUAUCCAUGCAGCAGAAGAGAAGGACUGGAAAACGGCCUAUUCAUAUUUUUACGAGGCGUUUGAGGGAUAUGAUUCAAUUGACAACCCAAAAGCCAUCACUGCACUGAAAUACAUGUUGCUGUGCAAAAUCAUGCUGAACAUCCCAGAAGAUGUGCAAGCGUUAGUGAGUGGAAAGCUUGCUCUGCGGUAUGCAGGAAGACAGACAGAAGCACUAAAAUGUGUGGCACAGGCCAGUAAGAACCGAUCACUGGCAGAUUUUGAAAAGGCGCUGACAGACUAUAAGGUGGAGCUCAGGGACGACCCCAUCAUAAACACUCACUUGGCUAAGCUCUAUGAUAAUUUAUUGGAACAGAAUCUGAUCAGAGUCAUCGAACCCUUCUCCAGAGUACAGAUUGAACACAUAUCCGGCCUCAUCAAGCUCUCAAAGGCUGAGGUAGAAAGGAAACUGUCACAGAUGAUCUUGGACAAGAAAUUUCAUGGCAUCCUUGACCAAGGCGAGGGAGUCCUGAUCAUCUUCGACGAACCCCCCGUAGACAAAACUUACGAAGCUGCCCUCGAGACUAUUCAGAAUAUGAGUAAAGUAGUGGAUUCGCUCUACAACAAAGCCAAGAAGCUAACAUAGAGUUGAAUUUGCUAGCUGUCAUUUGGAGAGUGUGUGUGACAGGAGAGUGAAACCUUUGGGAAAAUGUUAGGAGACUUUUUUUUUUUCUUUGUUCUACUUUUCGCUCGGAAAGUUUUUAAACUUCCUCAUCCAGUGCAUCUUGUAUUCCAUACGAUGCGUGUUCCAGUUUCCAUGUAAUCUUUACUGGUCGAACUUUGUAUCUGGGGGGGGGGAUAUUGUUUAAACAAAGAGGGUAUUCUAAAUAAAAGGAAAAAGGCUUACACUACCUAAA